Molecule: messenger RNA, 2522 nt
Organism: Anolis carolinensis (green anole)
Lineage: Eukaryota; Metazoa; Chordata; Lepidosauria; Squamata; Anolidae
Gene: iqcn
Product: IQ motif containing N
Exons: 2
Coding region: 681-2390 (569 amino acids)
Biological process (GO): spindle organization; mitotic cell cycle; establishment of meiotic spindle localization
Cellular component (GO): spindle pole
Molecular function (GO): calmodulin binding
Source: RefSeq, a predicted model, not a curated record
UCACUGCUGGGCAUCGCAGUGGCCUGUGGGAGUCGUAGCGAUUGAAAGUACUACAAAUCCCAUCACCAAUGGGCCAUGGUCCCGCCAACGGCACCAGGCCGUAAAGUGUAUCAUGGGGGUUAAGUGUGUCAAGUUUGGUCCAUGUCAGUGAUUCCUGGCGGUCAUAGUGGCCUGUGAAAAUGGCAGCCAGUCAGAAAGCUACCACAUACAAACAUACAAACAUUCACUUUUAAUAUAGAUAUAUAGAUAUAGAUAAGGAAAGGAUAGUUCAUAAAAGGUAAAAGUUCAGUUCCAAAAGUUAGUUCCAAAAACAAGGCUGUAAGAACAAAUCCAUGGAAACAUUAGGCAUGAAACAAGGUCCUUAAAACCAAGCCAAAGUCCCAGAAACGAGGAUACAUCCAGGCUACAAGAUAAUCCAGGAAAGCAAACUUGGUUCUUGAUUCAAGCGAGGAAAUUGCUUUGACAAAGAUUUCCCUCUCAGCAGACUGUUUUAAUAGCAUAACAUGAAGGCAUUUCUUUGCCCUUUAACCUGCCUCUUAUUUGCUAUUCUGAGACUUCAGCACAACCCUUGAAAUUCCACUAGCCCGAUCUAGAGAAGCCCGAUCUAAACUAGCCCGAUCUAGAGAAGCAGCCUCAUCACUUUCAAGGCCACAGGGUUCGUUAGUGUUAUCAGGCUGAGGAUGGGAGCUACUCUCCCUUUCUGCUUCUUGCACCUUAAAACCAUCAUCAGUAACAACAUCAUUUCUUCCCGUAGGAAAGCAUCCCUGCUCCUCAUCUCCCACUGCAGGAACACUCUGCACCUGAAUCCCAUAAUCCCCAUCAGAGUCAUCUUGAAACUCAUCCUGAACCUGAGUCCCAUCAUCUUGAAACUGCAUCUCAGAAUCCUCAUCAGAGUCCCACAAAGGCUGUCACAACAGACACAACCCAAUCCUGACAGGAUGGAGACCUUUGAGGACCACAUGUGGUGCUCCCACAGCUGCCACAGCGGGGACGAUGAUGACGACUAUAGCGAAGGCAUCGAGCGGCACCCUUUGGUCAAGAUACGAUCCCGGAGCAACAGCCGCAGCCGCAGCCGCAGCCGCAGCCGACUCAACAACCAGAACCGCCGCCGCUCCUCCUUCCUGGUUGACGAGCUGGACAUGCUGAUGGACAAGGCGGCCACCACCAUCCAGGCCGCCUGGCGAGGCCACCUCACCCGCAAGCAACUCAUGGUCGAGCACGCCGCCGCCUCCACCAUCCAGGCCGCCUGGAGGCACUUCAUCACCAGGGAGUACCUGGCCCUGAGGCAUGGCCCGAUGCCGGCGGAGCAGAUGUACGGCCGGCGGAGGAGGACCCCCUCCUUGGCCUCCUUGGAGGACGAAAGGGUCCGAAGGCCGCGGCACUACUCCAUGGAGGACAAGGACCAUGCCGCAGAGGUCAUCCAGGCCCAUUACCGUGGCUACGUGACCCGUAAGGCCAUCAGCCAGUGCCGUCACGCGGCCGUCACCAUCCAAGCCCACUGGAGGGGCUACCAAACCCGCCAGGAGUUAGCACAACGUGGCUAUCCACCUUCCAAACCACGGAAGACCUAUUAUACUCCACCAACUUAUGUUCCCGGCAGUACUGGGUGGAUGGGCCCUUAUCCUCGGAAGCAUUGGCGCAAAGUGAUGGUAGGGGAGCCCGAGGAGUGGGCAAGCAAAGGCGGCCGGGCCCCGAUGCCCAAGCGGCAGAAGGAGCGUCUCAAAACGACCCAGCCCAAGGUGUGCCCGCAGUGUGGGCAUUGCACUGGCGUACGCGUCUUGGUGGGAGUGGGCAAGGCCCCGCCGUCCGAAUCAGACCGGGACGAGGAGUAUGAUGUCCGCACUCCUCGUUCUCGUCGCAGCCAGCCGAAGGGUAUGUCCACUAAGGCCUCAAAGAGCCCGGGGCCGGCCCCGAGGCCUCACCAUUACCGUGCCCAAGUCUCCUACCAAACCAGCUCCAGAUCCUACUACUCGAAUGUCGUGAGCGACGACCAGCCCCGGAGGCAAGGCCGGGACCCACAAAGGCUCCUCGCAGGGCAAGUGUCCACCACCAGGGUCACUCGGGAGAGGACCACCGGACGGAGUUACUCCUCCACCAGCCUCCAGCAGCCGACCGCGCCAUCGCCAGGCACUUCGGAGUGGCUCUACGAGAACUACUGCGCCCGGCGGAUGGGCGAAGGGCAGCGGCGGGUGUUCAAGACCCGUAAGCAGAUCUGGCAGGUGGCCCGGGCCGCCACCCUCAUCCAGUCCUUCUGGCGGGGAUGGAAGGUCCGGCGGUCAUUGGCCGUCCAGCAAGCGGCCGCCACCACCAUCCAGUCGGCCUACCGGGGCUACAAGACCCGCGUCUACCUCAUCGAGGCCGGAGUGCUGAGCGAAGGAGACACCGAGUGAAAAGAGGCAUCGCAAAGUGACCGUGGGGAGAAUAUAGGGCUGCCGUGUCCACCCGCGGAGCACUCUUCUUCUAUCCCCUUUUCGUUACGACGAGAAGGGCCUACAUCCCAAUAAAUUAAUCCUAAUUGCAAA